Messenger RNA from Dunckerocampus dactyliophorus (ringed pipefish), 2254 nucleotides. RefSeq names its product gap junction Cx32.2 protein-like. The transcript has 2 exons. The coding region runs from base 499 to 1356 and encodes 285 amino acids. NCBI's taxonomy places the organism in Eukaryota, Metazoa, Chordata, Actinopteri, Syngnathiformes, Syngnathidae. Gene Ontology annotation, biological process: cell communication. The record is from RefSeq and is a predicted model, not a curated record. Gene Ontology annotation, cellular component: connexin complex.
GCAUCAUCUAUCAUAAUCUUGAAAAAGUGAAGCCGUGAAAUGAAAAGUGGUGAGGAAUGAGUCCAAGUCCAAAUAGAAAUCAAUAUGGAAGCGUUACCAAGAGUGUAACUAAUAUCUCGUCGCUGGUGGAGCCUGGUUGUACUGGUGUGUUCUUGUGUGUACUGUGUACAGUUGACAAAUGGAAGGGAGUAACUUGAAUCAGCGUGGGGGCUGGGUGUCGCUCUCUACAGUUGAUACUGUGUGUUGUAUGACGGAUACGAAUGCAGCCUGUCAGACAUCAGUACCAGGAAAUGGGAUUGCUGACAUUUUCAUAGUCAUCACGAGUUUGACAGACUGAAACAAGAAGCUGUGGGUGGGCGUUGUGAUUUUGUGACUUACUCACAGCGAAAAGAAUUGCAAGAUGCUAUUUAAGUUGACAAACCCGUCUGCUGUUUUCAUUCUUUUGGACAGAGAGUUUCCAAUAACUUGAAGUCUGUCAGAUGUCAAUCAUUCGCCAUCAUGAGUGAUUGGUCGUACCUGUCCAAACUGCUCAUCAAGGUCCAGGCUCAUUCCACGGUCGUGGGGAAGAUCUGGAUGAGUGUCCUCUUCCUGUUCAGGAUCUUCGUACUGGGAGCAGCUGCAGACAACGUUUGGGCAGAUGAAGUAUCCGAGUUCUACUGCGACUCCAAGGAGCCGGGAUGUCAAAACGCCUGCUAUAACGCCAUGUUCCCUAUGUCCUACGUGCAUUACUGGGUUCUGCAAAUCACCUUUGUGUCAACACCCACCUUGGUCUACCUUGCCCAUGCUGUCCUCGUCAUACACAAAGAGAAGAAGAUGUUGGAGCAGGAGCAGAGUAAAGCCAGCGGAAACAUAGUGAACAAAGGUAAAAAGUACACAGAUGACCGAGGGAAGGUGAAAAUUAAAGGCAUCUUGUUUUACACGUACUUGACCCAGCUGGUGUUCAAGAUCAUCCUGGAGGUGGGCUUCACCGUCGGUCAAUUUUACGUCUUCGGGCCUCUUGUCAUUGUCUCAAAUUUCCAUUGCAAAAAAUGGCCACCCUGUGCUCACGACAUCGGCUCCAGGUGUUUCAUUUCUCGUCCCACAGAGAAGACCAUCUUCAUUUUCUUCAUGCUCGUAGUUACUGGUGUUUCUGUUCUCCUCAACAUUGUCGAGAUUGUGUAUCUGCUGUGCAACAAAAGGCAAAGCAGGAAAAAACACCUGGCCGCUUUGCCUCAGGUGCACACUGUGACGCCGUGCACAACCGAGUCCACAUGGAGAGUCAUGAGCAGCCAGUACGGGGGCUACCCUUUGUUGCCUUUACCUGCUCAGGUUAAAACACACAUGGGCGGUGAUGACAGUCAUAUCCACGCCGAAUAAAGACCACGAGUACCAUGUGCCAUUACUUCCUACUGCUGUUCUUCAAUGGAGGAUGUUUCGAAGAAGCACAGGCUCUGUAUUGAUUGGAACCUUGGUUAGCAUCAUUAAUCUGUUCCAGAUGGUCCGACUCUUACUGAAACAUACUCUAACCAAAUCCAUUUUUCCCAUAAGAAAUAAUGUAAGUCCAGUUAAUCUGUUCCGGAAAGCCGAAAAUGUUAAUACAAAACACGUUUUUAUAGUAUAUGUACAAAACAAAUGUUAAAUGCAUAUGAAUGAUGGAUGAAAGGGAUGAAUGAACAUUUAAGGUUACUUUUACCCUCACUGAAGGCGUGAUUGUUGACAAAGACGCAAUGUGGCAGCGGGAUCAACACGGACACCACGUUCCUGUUUUGCUCGGUGUUUCAAGUUUCAAGUCUGCAAAAUAAGCCAAAAUGGAGCCAAAGAAAGUUUCAAGCAUUUUGAUAAAGAAGGUACUAGCAUAUUGGCAUAAAUCUGUUCCUCACUGUUCCUAUCGGUAUUGUUUUUUUCUGAGGGUAACGAUAUUGGCGCUGAUGCUCUGUGCUCCACACAGCAACAAGCUUGCUAGCUUGCUAUUUCCGCAAUGUGGAAUUCCUCCCAAGUUUGGCCUUUAGAUUGUAAAUAUGCAUUUUGUAAUGAAAGCACUGGUAAUGUGAGUGUGGGAGGGGUUUUCAUGCCGUGAGUUCCGUAAUGUGUUGUCAUACGGAUGUUUACACCACAUAGAAAUGUGUAUUUUUCCCAAUUGUAUCGUUGCCAGCAUUAUUUAAUUGGAUUCUUAUAUGUGAAUUUAUUAAGACUAACCUAACUUGUUGAUAGUACGUAUUAUUUUCAUGAUUUUUUUUUUUUGUGAGUUUUGUUGAGAUCAAAUGUUUAAAAUAAA